Messenger RNA from Amoebophrya sp. A25, 5809 nucleotides. Lineage: Eukaryota; Dinophyceae; Syndiniales; Amoebophryaceae. The record is from the annotation of a GenBank genome assembly.
GUUUCUGUGCGUCACCUUUAGUCCAUUUGAUUUCCUUUGUUUCUUCAGAGGUGCAUUAGCUUUUUGUAAUUUUGCAACUGCAGGUUUUCUACGAGGUUUUCCCCCAUAUUUCCUGUUAUCUACAACGUAGCACGACUCUUGUUUUUCAUCAAGAACUAAAUUUGAUUCGUUUGUUUUUGUGGAUUCCAAGUCCUCCAAAAACCGUUGUUCCCCACGAUUCUCCCCCGUUCAAAAACUAUUCUGGAAAUCAAUAUUUAUACCUGCUCCCUUGUAUGUGGUCUUCAUUCCAGCCUACAACUGGUACUACUGCGUCUGCUGCUCGAUUGAUGAACAACACCAAACAUACGAGAUGGCUCCAGCAUUGAAACCGACCUUGAAAAAGGUCGCACCGGAGGAGAAAUCUAUGCGUGGUACGACCUUCAUCUACAGGUCAUGCUCGAUUGCUCAUCCCUUGAAGCCUUCCAAGGGUAAAGUGGAAAACGUCAAUGCAGGCCGAUACAAUGGUAUUCACGUUUUAUUGUUGUUCAUUCUAUUGAUGCUAUUGUCUUGGUUUUGAGUUAUCAAUGCUGCAGGGCGAUACAAAGCAUUCCAGUGAUGUCAUUUUGAGUUGUUAUCAAUGUACGACGAUACAAUGGUACCGUUUUCAUUCUAUUUCAGAGAUCUAUCACAUGAUUUGGGUUCAUCUGUAUCAAUCUCUUCACCAGGAAAUGAAUUUGAACAAAAGUUGAUAAAACUGAAAUUUCUUGGAUUUUCUUUGAAGAUUUGAAUUCGAGAUGUGGAUUCUUUGUCACUGUCAAUUUGUUCGGCGGGAAAUGAAUUUGAACAAAAGUAGAUAUAACUGAAAUUCAUGGGCUUUUCUCUGAAAAUUUGGAGUCGAGACGUGGAUUCCUUGUCACUGUCAAUCUCUUCGUCAGGAACUGAAUUUGACUCAAAGGCAAUAAAACUGAAAUUUCUUGGAUUCUGCUUGAAAGUUUGGGUUUGAAACUCAAUUUUCUCACAAAGAAUCAUAGUAUAUCUGGCUGGAAUCACUUAUCGAGGCCUUCUGAUUUCUAGAACUUCCAGAUGUUUGGAGAUUGUCGAUUAUUCAUUCUAUUUUGAUUGUUAGCGCUGCCCACUUCCUUCGAUCGAAAGUUGACGCAUACUAAUUAUUCUAAAUAUUAUGAAGACCGUUCACCUAUGAAAUCGCCGCGGGCUUUUUCGCUCGGUUGCGCCCUAAGUUGGAAAGUUGUGGAAGUUGUGGCCCUUGCGAUGACUAGGCUCAAAAUUGCUGCGACUAGUCGCACAAUUGCUGCGACUAGUCGCAAAAUUACGCUGGCGAGCCUCAGUCUUACUGUGACGAGUCUCCGCCUUACUGUGACGAGACGCGUCUCGGUCUGACUGUGACCAUUUUCAGACUUACUGCGACGGCGUUCGCGCUUACUGUGACUGCACUAGUCUAGACUUACUGGGACUAGUCUCAGACUUACUGCUACUAGUCUCAGACCCACUGUGACCAAUCUCAGCCUCACUGUGACUAGUCUCAAACUUACGGCGACUAGUCUCAGGCUUACUGUGACUAGUCUCGCGCUCACUGUGACCAGUCUCGGGCUUGCUAUGGCUGGCCUCUGACUGAGUUCGUCGGGCUGUUCGAAUCUUAACACCAUCAGAAGCUGGCGCCCGUGUAUUCUGAUGACGUUAAGAUGAUUCGAACAGCCAGACAAACGCAGCCAGCGAGUAGCUAGGGGCAGCAAAUUCGAAACUAGUCACAGUGAGCGCGAGACUGGUCGCAGUAAUUUCGAGAAUGGUCACAGCAAAUUUGAGACUAGUAGUCACACCAAGUUUGAGGCUGAACCCAGUGGUGUGAGCCUCAGACCCGUCACAGUAAGCUUGAGACUAGCCACAGCAAGCUUGAGACUCGUCGCCGUAAGUUUGAGACUCGUGACAGUAAUUCUGCGACUAGUCACAGCAAUUCUGCGACUAGUCGCAGUAGUUUUGCUACUAGUCCCAGCAAUUCUGCGACUCGUCACAGUAAGACUGAGACUAGUCACAGCAAGCUUGAGACUAGUCACCCUCACAGUAGCUGCCGCAACUCCCACAACUCGGACGCAACUCGUCACAACUUCCACAGCUUGGAAGUAAUAGAGCCCAACACUUUCGUAGGUGUUUGGUCUUUCUAAAAAUAAUUCAGGCGCUCACUAUGAAUACGUGGAAAUGCCUGCUGUUCUCGCGCCAAUCUUUCGGCCCACUGAGCAGGAUACGUGGAUGAAAGCCAAUGGUGAUUCACUGAAAAAAUCGGGUGUCAAGCGUGUUGCAGCUAAACAUACGACACCGCCAGCGGGAAAGCGAGAAAACAGUGGCGUUGACCUCAUGCUUGCUGCGUUCGCUUCUAAGGUCCAUCGAAAGGAGGACGUAAGGGAGCUUUUUGCGGUGCACAUAACGAAGGACAACGCGGUAAGCUUCACUUUUCAUUUAUCAUGGCAAUUCGGAGAUUCAAAUUUCAUUUAUCAUGGCGAAUUCGGAGAUUCAAAUUCUUCUAUCACCACACUGUUCUUACCAGAAGGGAAAUUUAUUUUUUAUGUCGACGGUACUCCGAGUAGUAUUCUGGUUCCACGACCACCCGAUGUAUGACGAUCAUGCUCCUUCUUCUGCUAGAAGUGGUCGUGGCAGUAGUACCGGAUCCUGACCUACGACUUAUAAUCUUCCGCGUCAAAUUGAAAUUACCCUACUUGGACUCCAUGUGUCCUCCCUCAGGUUGUGUGGCAUGCCGGUCCUUUCGGACAGCCUACUCUUUUGCAGUUCAUAAUGGGGCUGGUUCACGAGUCACGGCGAUCCAUUAUGCGCCUGCGCAACACGAUAGCUGCUAGCUCAGCCCUGGACGAAGAGCGGUCUCCGUUCUACACGAAGGAAUCGUCCUUGUCGUUUAAGUUCGUCGCCCGCACGUUGCUCUUUUUACGGGGUUUGGUGCACAACGACAUAAAGGAGCUGGCAAAGAUGAUUGGGAACGAGUGUGACGUGAUCGACCAUGAGACGCAUGCACACGGGCGCGCAAGUGUCUUGCUGUACUACAGAACGCAAAUUGCCGAGUAUAUGGCUGCUGCGAAAGACCUGAAAAACAACUGGACGUCUUUAAAUUUCAACAGCUUCAGCUCGCACUCGCCGGCUGAUGAGACGCCCUACAACGAAGGAGCGUCUCCGAAAAGCACGCGCUCGCUGUCGCCGGAUGCUCGCAGCCCCACAACACCGAAAAACGGCGGCAGCCCGUCAGCCACGUCGCACGGUGUCGCGCGACCGCCUCUGGUGUUCUUUCGUAUUCCCGCUAUCCUGUCCGUUGACGUGGCGCAUCGCGCCGUGGACUACCGCAUCGAGUGCACAGCUCCUGGAUUCGAGUGGUGCGGCGUUCAAACCGUCCACUUUGAUGAGCAACUAAUGGUCCAACGAGUGCAAACCCAGGUCCACGGACUCCACCACGAACUUCCGGCCGCGGAUUACCAAUACGAGAUGGUCCACGUUGAAACCGCCACGUCUAAUCUCAAUGCUGCGGGAGGCGGACGAGCAGGCGGCGCGACUACGGGACCAAGCACCAGUGGACGGGCUUCAGCAAGCGAGAGUGGAAGCAUUACCCGCGGAUUCCAUCGACGUUCCACAACCAGUGCACCCGAACAAACAGAACAAGACAACACUCCUGCACGCGAAGCUGUUCCUGUUGUUACGCUUGAAGUGCCGUCCGCUGCCGGUCCAGUUUACACUGGUAGACUUGAUUCCCCACUUGGCGUCUUACUGUACUUCGAGGAGGCGGCAAGCGCGUCCUCGAAAGCUCUGUUAGCUCUCGCAGAGUACUUACAGGAAAAGCACAACAUGUUUGCGGUCUACAAGAUCGCUGCGGGACAGGACGAGGCGGAAUUGUUAGACGCGGCAGAAACAGGAACAAAAACUAGUUUGAGCGCGCAGCUUCAGCAAGACUUGAUCUUGUGGUGCAAUAAGGACCUGGCGGAGUCGCCGUUUCAGGCAGAUAUGGGACCUUCCAAUGCGGCCGUUGUGGACGUCUGCAGCAACCUGUUUGACAAGGAUGUAUUGGAUCAGUCUGAAUCCGUCUACGAAAUCGAUGCUGUCUGCUUACCCGAUAGCGGUUCGGCGUUCACUCUCCUGAACUUGUACAGACGGUUGGACGCCGAUGGCGCGAUCACACUGUUGGCGAGCGCGGCGCAAUGUGCGGAGCUCGCGCCAAAAGUGGAGACAGUUCUGGGCAGUCGGUUGCCGCCGGAGGUCUCCUCGCGAUCUGGACUCGUACUUACGGCGUCCGUGGACGUCGAAGCUGGCAAAGUAAGCGCGCCCGCUCCACUCCGGUUCCACGCCUUGGCGGAUCUGCAGUGCAGCCUCAAGGGCGCGGCGAAAGUGCUGUCGCAGGUCGUCCCUGAAGUAGAGGACGCUACCUCCACUGAGGAAGCACCGCUGCGCCCGAGCCUAGCUGGGCUGCAGCACGGAUCAACAUCUGCAUCCUCCUCUUCUACUGACAUGAGUAUGGCUCGCUCCUUCGUUGUCGUGAAUUUAGAGCACUACAGAAUGAACAGCACCGAUGCUGGAGCCGCUGCGUCGUCAAUAGUGGAGACUGCUUGCCGCGCACUUGUGUUUGCUUUGGGUGCUGACCCAGAGGCUGAUCCUCUGGUCGAGAUGACACUCCAGCAGCAAGCCGACGAAACGACACAGCCUGCCGACUUCGUCGAACUCAACUCAGCGGGAGGAGCAUCGUCAUCGUGCAAGCUACGCAUCGUCACUUCGAAAUCAUCGCAAGCACGUCUCGUCUGGGAGAUGCUCACAGAGUAACAGCACUAAACACUGUUGACACGCACACGAGCCUUGGCCUUCUAUUCAGUAAGAAGGGCAACUGCAACUGGCUAACUACAGUGUUACAACAACAAAUCAGUACUGUGUCAGUUCCUUACAUUACAACUAGCGAUGAUUCAGUAUUCUUGUUCAAUGCUAUCUUCAAUUUGCAAAAAUCUUAGUACAUAGAUAUCCAUAAGAUUCAACAUGAAGAUGACAUACAUAACAUCCAAUGGCAGUGUGAGCGGCUAGCAUGCAUUCGUCAUCUUGAAUUUCAAAUUCAGAUUCCUUUCUUGGCGAUCACAGUCACAUCAGAGGUGACGGAAACUGAUCGCAAAUCGCUUAUAAUUAAUGAUAAUUUUUUUUUUUUAUUUUUCAUUCAUAAUUGAUCGUUGUACUAUUUCCCGGCUCUAUUCUCUCGCUUACCAGUUAUUUUUGGGGAUGCUUGCCGUUGGUGGUGCAGCUGUCGGGAUCACAUUUAAGGGCUUUUUUGGUUAUUUCUUAUACCUUGCGAAAUCAGAUGAAACAGAAUCAGAAUGAAUGUACAAUUACUUUUACUUAGGUAGAAGAGAAUAGUUUUUUAGUGUUUUGCUCAUGAAAUUUUCGACAGGGGAGAGGGUACAGUAAAAAUCGUAACAGCAAUCAUGUAUACCAUUGAUUCGAAUUGGAAAAUGGAAAGUCAAUAAUGUCGAUCUGAACAUCAAAUGUGACCUGAAGUCAGAUACAAGAAAGCAAAUAUGAGGUUAUAUAUAGAGAUGUCAUAUUUGUCACUAGUAACGUGAUGUUGCUCCGAUGAAUUCUUUUGUUGUUCUUGUCAACCUGUAGAGCGAUCAAAAUAAUCGAGGACGAGGAGAUAGUUUUAGUUGCUUAUAACUUAAAAUGGUUACGGUAAUCGUGGUUACAGAAAUUUGUUUGGAUCUAUACUAGAUAAGUGAAUCCAGAUCCACAGGACAAACAGACAAGUAUGGUCGAUUCUGUAACAUGAAUUUGGUUUUGGUUUUGGGAGAAU